Messenger RNA from Mesitornis unicolor (brown roatelo), 1355 nucleotides. RefSeq names its product immunoglobulin superfamily DCC subclass member 3-like. Gene Ontology annotation, molecular function: protein binding. The annotation marks the transcript as partial. The transcript is spliced from 8 exons. Gene Ontology annotation, biological process: cell-cell adhesion; axon guidance. Gene Ontology annotation, cellular component: plasma membrane; axon. NCBI's taxonomy places the organism in Eukaryota, Metazoa, Chordata, Aves, Mesitornithiformes, Mesitornithidae. The record is from RefSeq and is a predicted model, not a curated record.
CGAUGUCCGACUUCCACAUCCACCCUCAGAACGCAGUGGUGGAGGAAGGUGGCGUAGCCAGGUUCCAGUGCCAGAUCCAUGGCUUGCCUGAACCGGUCAUCCUCUGGCAAAAGAACCGCAUGCCGGUCAACACGGACAACGAAAGGUACACGCUGCUUCCCAAGGGAGUCCUGCAGAUUACGGGACUGAGGGCAGAAGACAGUGGGAUUUUUCACUGCGUGGCUACCAAUAUUGCCAACGUGAAGUUCAGCCGGGAGGCCAGGCUCACCGUGUCAGGCUCCCACUCCACCGUGUACAAGGACCCCACGAUUCUGGUCGGCCCGGAGAACCUGACCCUGACCGUGCACCAGACCGCGGUGCUGGAGUGCAUCGCGACCGGCAACCCCCGGCCCAUCGUCUCCUGGAGCCGCCUAGACGGCCGCCCCAUUGGCGUGGAGGGCAUCCAGGUGCUGGGGACAGGAAAUCUCAUGAUCUCGGACCUCACCGUGCAGCAUUCCGGCAUCUACGUGUGCGCCGCGAACAAACCCGGCACGCGGGUGCGCAGGACGGCGCAGGGCAGGCUGGUGGUGCAAGCUCCUGCAGAGUUUGUGCAGCAUCCCCAGUCCAUUUCCAGGCCCGUGGGGACCACUGCCAUCUUCACGUGCAUUGCCCAAGGGGAACCCCCCCCACAGAUCACUUGGCUGAGGAACGGGCAGAUCCUGGAGACCAGCGACCACAUCAAGCUGAAGAAUAACAACAGCACCCUCUCCAUCUACGGAAUCAACCAGGCGGACGAAGCCAUCUACCAGUGCAUCGCCGAAAACAGCGCCGGCUCCACGCAGGCCAGCGCCCGCCUGACGGUGCUGUGGUCGGACGGGCUGCCCGGGCCCCCGCAGAGCGUGAAGGCAGAGACCGUUUCGGCAACCACCAUCCAGGUGUCUUGGAAAGAGCCUCUGCAGAACACCAAGGAGAUCAUCGGCUACGUGCUGCACAUCCGGAAAGCUGCAGAUCCCGUAGAGAUGGAGUAUCAGGAGGCUGUUAGCAAGAGCACCUUCCAGCAGCUGGUGACCGAUUUGGAGCCCUCGACCAGCUACAGCUUUUAUAUAAAGGCUUACACCUCGCGGGGGGCCAGCAAAGCCUCGGAAGUGACGGUGGUGAGCACGCUGGGAGAAGGGUGAAGACCGUUCCUUUAGUCACCUUCGGCUAAAGACGCCUUCAAGAAGAAAGUCGAAAUGGCCUGGGGAAAAUCUCAAACAGCACAGAAGAGGAAAUGCAGUAUCCCAGCCCUUAGCGUGAGGGAGAUGCCUCACUCAGAGCACAUCCAUAUUUUGUCUUAUAUAUAUAAUUCUGUGAAGCACAUAUACCCUGGUGUGCGU